Molecule: messenger RNA, 663 nt
Organism: Ilex paraguariensis (yerba mate)
Lineage: Eukaryota; Viridiplantae; Streptophyta; Magnoliopsida; Aquifoliales; Aquifoliaceae
Source: the annotation of a GenBank genome assembly
AUGGGUGGGCAGAAUAUGGGAAGAGAAAUGAUAAGGGAACUAAUUGAGCCUUCAAAUAACAGGCCAAAUUCUUUAUCCAAAGAAAGCGAGAUAAUUGAUGAUGGAAAGUUUAAGAAAGUUGAAGACACAAUCUCAGUGAAUAAAGGUUCUCCAGUUGUAAUAAUUGAGGAUAAUAUUCCAAAUGAGACAGGAAAUAGCUUUAAAGGGACACGAGUUGUAAAUGAGGGCCCUAAGUUGGUGGAUGUAGAGGGUGGGGCCUUAGAAGAAUGGGGUAGCCAACCUAUUUCCACAAAUGACAUGAUGGCCCAAUGGGCUGUUAAAGACUUUAUGGAUAUCCCCAUUUCUUCCCUAGCCCAACCCAGGAGUUUACCUAAAUUAGGGGAAAUAGGGGUUGACGAAGAAAGCGUUCUCAAACAAGAACCAACAGCCAUGAAGAAAUGGAGAAGAAAGGAGAAGGGUCUUUCAUCAUUUGUUCAAACAAAAUCCCAGAAGGAUCCCAAUGGCAAACGAAAGUAUAGAGAAAGAAAAGAAGCUCUGGGUUCAGGUUUGGACGUGAGUGCAAAGAAAAAAGCUAAGGUGAGACCAGACUUAAGUGCUUUGAACUUGGUAGAGAUGGAAGAUGUAGCAGUGGGAACUGGUCUCCAGUCCCACCAAUCAUCAUGA